AAUAUAGAUUGAGAGCGAGCACCGGUGAGCGCUAGCUUGAUCCGACUCUCCCGUAGCGAAAAUGUGAGCCUUGCUCCUACACCAUGAUGUCAAUGUCUCGAAAUGAUCUUGCAUAUCCUCUCCCACUACCUAUCUUAGCCGAUGCUGAACUAGCUGCUCAUGCUUGGGAUGAAGAAGAACUUUGCCUACACAGCGUUGGUCCAUUGCAGCGUAUGGAACUUCCUUAUAUCGGGACCAUCUUCGACAUUCGCCUUCGUCGCUGGUACAGCAUCAUCGCCCACCAUGAAUAUCCACCCGACUACCCCGACGAUCCGGACUGUAUAUUCGAUGACCCGUAUUGGCUCUCAGUACUCCAGCAAAGCGGUCAUCGUGGUCGUGAUGAUUUCAACGAGAUCCUAGUGAACGACAUCGACGGAUCGUUGACCUACCGCUCGAACCCUAAACAUAGAGGCACACCGAUAUAUGACCUCGGACCUCCACCACUGACUUCAUACAUCCCAACAAUUCCCGCUCAUGAGCUGCAGCAGAGACGAUACCUCUUCCGUGCAACGGAAACAUGUUCUGUCCCAUCGCGCGGAUUGGAAGGGGUCGUAUUCAAGCAGAUCAUGCAAGGUCGCGGCGAGGUUUCUCGCUUCAAUAGGGAAAUCAGAAUGCUUUACCUUCUCCGAGAAAGCAAUCAAUUUCUUCCAGUAUUAGCAUGCGUUGUCGACACCAAAGAGCGAAUGCGGGGCUUCCUGAUUCCGUUUGGAGGUACUUCUUUGGAUCAAUUGCCGACUGUUCGAUGGCAGAUUUUCUUCGACGUCCUGCAAGGGCUGGUAACCAUUCAUGCGAUUCCUGCUGACGCACUGGGGACAUCAAAAAUAGAGAAAGAUAUGCAACUUGUUGAACAUGGGGAUAUUUGUGCACGGAAUGUACUCGUGAACGAAUCGGGAAAGGUACAUUUGAUAGAUGUCGGGAGUAGGACAGAGGAUUAUCAGGGAGAUCGGAGGGCAUUGGUUGAAAUGAUGGCUGAGUUGAGGUUAAAAGCAGAAACAGAGCAGGACGAAACAAUGAUCGACCGUAUGUUGAAGUUACUUGAGGGCACGCUGGCUCUCCAAGAUAUUAUCACGUCUUUGAAAAUACGAACAUGAACGAAUGGAUACGUUCAUUAUAUAUGCAUAUAUGCCCUUCCCUCGAACAACAUAUUUGCUUCCGAUCGGUUCUAGAGUUCUGGAUACGAGGGGGUGGAAGGUUGAAUUGGUGAAAAUCAUUCGAGUAUAGCGACAUAGCUAAACUCGAGAAUGGCGUUGGCUUGGGGAAGGGUGAAAGGUCGCAGAAAUGGUUGUGCAAUCUCUUGGGACGAAUUCCCGAGCCAUAAUGCCAGUGACUGGCCGAGAAGGUUUCCUACUUCAGAGUCGCGUGAAACUAAGGCGUGUAAUGGCGUGAGCAUACAGUACGAUCACUCCUGACACGCAUAAGGAUAAGUAUACGCUGCCAUAAGAAUAAGUAUACACGCAGGCUGUCAUAAGAAUAGUCGAUACUAAAAAGAGAUAACGUCU
This is a messenger RNA of Lentinula edodes (shiitake mushroom), 1538 nucleotides long. RefSeq lists its product as uncharacterized. Lineage: Eukaryota; Fungi; Basidiomycota; Agaricomycetes; Agaricales; Omphalotaceae. The transcript is spliced from 2 exons. The coding region runs from base 84 to 1130 and encodes 348 amino acids. The record is from RefSeq and is a predicted model, not a curated record.